CAGCUGAUUGCGAUAGCGCGAGCAGCAAUUGAAGCAAACAAGGAAAAUAAACCGGCUCCUUGAACAAAUGGAAUAAAUAAAAUACCAACAGGAUGUCUCGCAGUUGUUUUCUCAAGCCCAACAAAUAUUGGCCCCUAGCCACUCAACGCUUCGCCAGCCAACAUCAGUGGCAACAGCCUACAAUUGGCAAAGAUGUUGGUAUACGCAUAUAUAAUUGUACAGCUCGCCAUAAAGUACCGUUGAUACUGUCCAAUAAUACAUACGCUACUUGGUAUACAUGUGGUCCCACCGUUUACGAUUCCAUGCAUUUGGGACAUGCAAGCUGUUACGUUAAAUUGGACAUCAUACAACGCAUAUUGCGCGAGCAUUUCAAUAUGAACCUUGUUACUGCUAUGAACGUUACCGAUAUUGAUGAUAAAAUAAUACAGAAAAGUGUUGAAAGUAGGAAGAGUUGGCGCGAAUUGUCGCGCUUCUACGAAAGUGAGUUCUGGUCGGAUUUACGGCUACUCAAUGUACAUGAACCAAAUAUAAAACUACGCGUCACUGAGCAGAUGCCGUACAUUGUCGACUUUAUUCGACGUAUUGUAGAACAAGGACAGGCUUAUGAAGGUAGCGGUGGUAGCAUUUAUUUUGAUGUAAACAAGUGCGCAAACUAUGGCAAGUUACAAAAAGUAAAUUUAUUGGACACAGCCGGGCAGACAACGGUUAAGGAUGGUAAAAUGAGCGCGGCAGAUUUUUCGCUGUGGAAAGCGCAAAAAAACGAGAAAGAACCGUCGUGGACUACGCCCUGGGGCGCAGGACGCCCUGGGUGGCAUAUCGAAUGCAGCACGUUGGCUAGCAUGAUUUUUGGAAAACAUAUAGACUUUCAUGCUGGGGGCCUGGAUUUGCGCUUUCCACAUCAUGAAAACGAGGAGGCACAAAGUUGUGCAUACCAUAACACUCAGCAAUGGGUAAAUUAUUGGUUGCACACUGGGCAAUUGCAUGUUAAGGGACAAAAGGAAAAGAUGUCAAAAUCAUUAAAAAACACUAUCUCAGUUGGCAAAAUGUUGCAACACUAUACGGCUGAUGAGUUCCGCAUGGCAUGCGCGCUCUCGAAUUAUCGAAAUGAAAUGCAGUACAGCGAGGAAUUAAUGCAGACAUCAAGAAACACAUUGAAACGUUUUAGAACCUUCAGAGCGGACUGCCUUGCAUACCUGAGUGGGAAAAAGCAGAGCGCUCUAGUGGAGGCAAGUGAGUUGGUGGGCGGUUUGCAGCGUGCGCUUCAGAAAAUAGAUGCCUGCUAUAAAGAUGAUUUUGAUACGGCGAGCAGCAUUACUGUACUGCUAGAUCAAGCAAGUACGGUGAAUCGGCACAUUAACGCAGCAGACGGUGGAGAAGUUGAGUAUAGAUUGACUGUAGGCAGCUGCAUGGACGCAAUAGCCGCAGUGGAUAAUGCUGUGCAACAACAUUUAGGCAUUCUCGGCUUUGAUUUUGUGAAGGACUCAAACCCGCAGGCGAUAAGUACGGCGUCAGAAUUCGAUUUAGAUGGUUUAGUGGAGGAUUUGCUGCAGUCUAGGCGAUCAAUUCGCGAACUUGCGGUAGCUGCUAAGAACAAAGAACUAUUUCGUAUAUGUGACGAACUGCGUAAUUGCUUGCGACAACAUGGAAUUGAUAUACAGGAUCACAGUCAAGGGACCUCAUGGCAAUUUAGUGGGAAAAAGAAAUAAAGUUUGACUUUGUAUGCGUUACUCAUAA
Messenger RNA from Rhagoletis pomonella (apple maggot), 1734 nucleotides. It is a transcript of the gene CysRS-m, whose product is annotated as probable cysteine--tRNA ligase, mitochondrial. Gene Ontology annotation, biological process: cysteinyl-tRNA aminoacylation. Gene Ontology annotation, cellular component: cytoplasm. Lineage: Eukaryota; Metazoa; Arthropoda; Insecta; Diptera; Tephritidae. The record is from RefSeq and is a predicted model, not a curated record. The transcript is spliced from 2 exons. Gene Ontology annotation, molecular function: cysteine-tRNA ligase activity; ATP binding. The coding region runs from base 93 to 1706 and encodes 537 amino acids.